GUCAUACUGUCCCCUCCCCUCGCCAUUAUCUGGGGAAUAAUUCACUAGAAUAAUAAGAUUUUCUUGUUUGUAAAAAUUAAUGUGAGUUUUUUAUUUAUUUAUUUUUGCUUCAGACUGUAAGGUGGAAAUUUCUUUAUAGAAUUUAUUAUCGGUCCACUUGACAACCACUACGGUGAUUUAGAAACAGGGAAAAAUACUCAUAUGAAAUGUUUGACAUUUCUCUCAAAGGACCCUCAGCCGUUAUUAUCAAGGUUUUCUGCGGUAUUAACAGAAGCUUACGUGUCGCCCUCAUUCAAGUAAACGCUUCUCCAAAAAAGUGAAGCGAGGCGCCGCCUCCCUCCACUCCACAACGGUGGUGGAAUAUUCUCUCGUUCGGAAUGACACUCUUCCAGGAUUUCUGAGUUUAAAUAUUCCCUCUUUAAGGCACUGACAGCGUAAACUGAGGACUGAGAUGUGCUGGUCCUAAAUUCAUAUCUUCAGAAAGUCUUCUACCACAGACACACAAUGGCAUCCAAUAUAAUUGUGGAACAACAAUUUUCUCACAAAUUUACAGUGACAGUAAUUCGAGCUGAGAGUGUGACCAAAGGAGCACUUGGGGACUUGUUGGACACACCAGAUCCAUAUGUGGAGCUGUUCAUUCCGACAGCCCCAGAAAGCAGAAAGAAGACCAAGCACAUUGACAACAAUAUCAAUCCGAGAUGGAACGAGACAUUUAAUUUCAUAGUAGACCCCAACCUGCAGAACGUCCUAGAGGUUACAUUAAUGGACGCCAAUUAUGUUAUGGAUGAAACCCUUGGGACUGCUUCCUUUGAUAUCUCCAAACUCAAAGUUGGCCACAAAAAGACGGAGACCUUCCUCAUUGGCAAAGCGACCAAGGUCUACUUAGAGAUGUUCCUGGAGAUAUGCACCAAUUUAGAUCUACGGUUUAGCCUGGCUCUGUGUGAGAACGAGAAGCGUUUCCGGCAGACUCGUAGAGAAAGAGUGAUGCUGGGCAUCAAGAAGCUACUGGACAUGGAAAAGCCUCGAGUCCUUCCCAGUUCACCAGAAGAGGUACCAGUAAUUGCAAUCUCUGGUUCAGGAGGUGGUUUUCGUGCCAUGGUCGGCUAUUCGGGUGUUAUGAAGGCCCUGUUUGAGUCUGGAGUCCUAGAUUGUACAACAUAUAUUGCCGGUCUCUCUGGAUCCACCUGGUACAUGUCCACCCUCUACUCCCACCCUGAAUUUCCAAACAAAGGCCCAGAAGAGAUCAACAAGGAACUGAUGAACAGAGUCAGUAGUAAUCCAUUACGACUUUUGCUGCCCCAACAUAUAAAAAACUACAUCCAAGCUCUUUGGAUAAAGAAGGCUUCAGGACAGCCGGUCACCUUCACUGAUAUUUUUGGUAUGCUCAUCGGAGAAACCCUUAUACCUGCGAGGAUGGACAUCAAGUUGAGUGACAUUCAGGAGAAAAUAAACCAGGCACAAAGUCCUCUUCCUCUCUUCACCUGUUUGCAUGUCAAGCCAGAUGUCUCUGAGCUCAUGUUUGCAGACUGGGUGGAGUUCAGUCCUUAUGAAAUUGGAAUGGCAAAGUACGGCACUUUUAUGACACCUGACAUGUUCGGAAGCAAAUUUUUCAUGGGAACAGUUGUCAAGAAAUAUGAAGAAAACCCUCUUCACUUCCUAAUGGGUGUGUGGGGCAGUGCCUUCUCCAUUCUUUUUAACAGAGUGCUUGGGGUAAACGAUACCGCCGGAGGCUCAACAAUGGAGGAGGAGCUAGAGCAGAUCAAACCACAACAAAUUGUUGGCGAAGACAGUAUAGACAACGAGGAUGAACCUCGCAAAGGUGGCACAGAGAACCAGGAGGCAGAGGACGAGUAUCAUCGCACUGCUCAAGCCAGCUGGGUUCAAAGGAUGUUUACUUCGCUCUUCAGUGAUUCAGUUUUAUUCAACACCAGAGAGGGCCGAGCUGGCAAGGUGCAUAACUUCAUGUUGGGACUGAACCUGAACACCAGCAUGCCUUUUUCUCCUGUCAAUGGGCUGAUCUGCUCUGCACCUACACCAGAGGAGGAGGUGGAUGCUGUUACAGACCCGGAUGAGUUUGACCGUAUCUACGAGCCUCUGGAUGUGAAGAGCAAGAAGAUCCACGUGGUGGACAGCGGCCUGACCUACAACCUCCCGUAUCCUCUCCUUCUGCGACCCCAACGUGGCGUUGAUCUUAUCAUCUCCUUUGAUUUCUCCGCACGACCGAGUGACUCCAGCCCACCUUUUAAGGAGCUCCUGUUGGCUGAAAAGUGGGCUCGGAUGAACAAGCUUCCGUUCCCGAAAAUUGAUCCAAAAGUCUUCGACCGAGAGGGCCUCAAGGAAUGCUACGUGUUCAAACCCAAAAAAGGCGAGAAGAACUGCCCAACCGUCAUCCACUUUGUCCUGGUGAAUAUCAACUUCAGGCAGUUCAAAGCGCCUGGUGUACCAAGAGAGACAGAGAAGGAGAAGGACUUUGCAGACUUUGACAUCUUUGACGACCCAGAGUCGCCAUUCUCCACGUUCAACUUCCAAUACUCUAAUGAGGCUUAUACCCGACUGCACGACCUCAUGGAGUUCAACACUCUCAACAACUUGGAGGUGAUCAAAGAUGCCAUCAAGGAUCGCAUUGUUUCUCGGAAGGAGAAUCCUUCCAACGCCACGUUGCCCUUCUCCCUCAGUGAGAUCCCCAAGAAGUUUCUCAAAAGGAAUCUUCAAGUCAAACCCUGGAAUCAAUAUGGAACCAACAAGAAGUAAACAGUUUGAAGAUGAAGACUUUGCAUUGACUUCUUGAUUCCGUUUAACAUUUUCUUUUUGACCUUGUAUGUUUAGUCAUGACAUUGAUGCUAAUUUGGACCGAAAUGGGAUUUUGUAAGGAACUGUGACAUUUACUGGUUAGAGUUUAAGAAACACACUGAUAAUUCACGUGUGUAAUUUGCACAUAUUUGGAAAACGUUUGCGGAUCAGAAACGCCUGAUAUUUGGUGUCCUCCUGGCUGAGACUGGAUGUCAACACUAUAGAAUAUGUGAGCAACAAGAUAUUAAUGCAUAGAAAUGCUUUUAUAAAGGGACUAUACGGAGUUCGUCACUUUUUUUUUUUUUUACUGGCGACUGCUACCUCCGGCCUGAAGCGUAACUGCAGUCUUUGUCAAGCUUGUGCAUGGCACAAACAUAAAGCAACGAUUGUUUGGCCCAUCAAAUCAGCAGGGAAAACAUAAAAACAGUUAGUAGCAAGUCUUAAGUGGGUUAGAAAAGUGUUUUUGCCAAAUGGAGACUAGGCAGCGGCUCGGUGAAACACCAGUGGGACGCCCAGAGUGGUGGACCCGAAGUCUCUCUUUUGCAAGUAAGAAAAAGGUUUUUUUUGGCAGUCUCAGUUAAAAUAUCAGGGCUCUGUGGACCUAAGUCUCAAUAUCCUCCGUUAAACUUUAAACGACCAGAUAUUUUAACUGCUAUUAUGCUUAGAUGAGCAACCUACGCUCACAUCUCGCCUGCUACAUAUGAUAUGAAAUUCUAUCCAGAGCCAUUUAAAUGCACUGUAAGAAGCCUUGUACUGUAUCUAUUUGUGGGCUGAACAUCCUUGCAGCUUUAUCCUGCCAUGACAAUAUACAACACUUCUUUUUACCAGCAGAAUGACUCGUCUAAACAUGAUUGAUAUCAUGUAAGAGAAGCUUGUAACCAUUUGUUUAAUGGCAACUUCUAAACACACCGAUAUUUCAAUGUUGUUUACUCACCCAAAAGGGUGGGAAAGGGGCGUGCCUCAUAUUCAUACGACCUUUGUAACAAAACAACACAUGUUGCCAUAGAAACGACCUUACUUAUACUCUCUACAUUAAGAUUAAAGGUGCGUUUAUUUUCCUGAGUGUGUUGUUUCAGCUUUCUUUUUGUUCCGGAUUUGUCAAGUUUGCCUUCCGUGGCCAUUUCCUGAACCAGCCUCAGUGGCUUUUGUGCUCCUUAAAUUGAAUAUCAGGUCAGAUGAGGAAUCAUGCUGAAUCAAUCCCAAUGUAACACAUUAAAACUGUUAAAAUUCUCUGUGUCCAAGCAACUGAACGAGACCCCAACCAAAAAAAGGUCAGUUGCAGGGAAGGCAAGGUUGUGAGAGGGCAUCAUAAACUGGCAGCUCCCAUUGAUGGAAUUUUACACACUACACCUACACCUCUAGCAUUGAGGGCCUGGAAUCUGACAUAUUACACCGAUACCCUCAGGGGCUCAAAGGCUGGAAUUUUACUCUGAAAUGCUUCCGACCACUAUUGUACUCAUGUUUCAGGACUCUGCUUUGGAAGCUAUCCAGCAGAAAAAAAAGAAGAAAAAAAAACAUUCAGGCUUGUUAACAAAGGGUUUGCGAAAUGUGCUGAUUUGUUCACUUUUGAAACUUUUAAUUUUAUAUUAUUUUCAAGAGGGAGUGCAUUCGAAAUGGAAAUGAGUGUGUAACAUUGAUGGAAACUAGAUUUUUAUAAGGGUUUCAGUGUACGUGAUUUUUUGUAGAUUCAUUUUUUGGACAUCACGGUCCAAGCUGUUUAAAGUAAUUAUUUUGACAUUGCUGCUGUCGAGAGAACUGCUAAUCACACAAUUGAUCACAUUAUUGGAAUUAGUUAAUUAUUUAGGUCUAUUCUUUGUGAAAGUGUAAAGUGCACUGAAUUGCACCUACUGGUUUGUUGGUGAAUGACAACCGUAUGUAAAGGAAUCAAACACAAUAAAUAUAAUGGGAACAAAACAUAUAAAUGUUGCC
Messenger RNA from Corythoichthys intestinalis (scribbled pipefish), 4719 nucleotides. RefSeq names its product phospholipase A2, group IVAb (cytosolic, calcium-dependent) (gene pla2g4ab). The record is from RefSeq and is a predicted model, not a curated record. NCBI's taxonomy places the organism in Eukaryota, Metazoa, Chordata, Actinopteri, Syngnathiformes, Syngnathidae. Gene Ontology annotation, biological process: glycerophospholipid catabolic process. Gene Ontology annotation, cellular component: cytosol; nucleus; endoplasmic reticulum. Gene Ontology annotation, molecular function: calcium ion binding; calcium-dependent phospholipid binding. The transcript is spliced from 19 exons. The coding region runs from base 505 to 2751 and encodes 748 amino acids.